AUGGCGACGACGCUGAGGCGCAUCGAACAGAUAUCCGAGCCCGUUUUGCAACUCACACGAGCGAUGACUGACUUCGAGAAGAAGCGAGAGGAUGCCAUGAAAGUCGAGCGCAUUCCACAUGGACUCAUCACGCCUAAACGCGAAGAGAUGUGGUAUGCCUUCAAGGCCGGUGGGUGGCUCGCGAUCUGUCAGUGGAUGGAUGAAUAUGGCCGGCGGCAAUCGAGGAGCGGCGACACUGCAUACAAAUACUUCGACGAUGAUCUGCAGCGCACAAACCAAUUGUUACCGUUCAUCCUCUCCGAGAUCUACCAUACAGUCAUAGAAGCUCUCAUCCUCGGCACCCUUCCGCAGCUGGAGCUGAAAGACGUAGACGCGUGGUCGACAACGAAGAAUAUGCGAACGGAAGUCGGCAUCUAUAUCAACUGUUUCGGUUAUACUGGUUACACCGACCGACCCAAUGAUCAACGCUCCAGUCCUGGUCUGUACGCAGAGGACGAACGUGGCAAAGGUUUCUCUGUUGAUGAUUAUGAGUCGCUUCGCAAGAUCACGAAACAGUACAUCGACCGAAACGAUGUCGCAUAUCGCAUCGAUAGCAAUCCGGGACCCAAGAAAACAGUCCAACUCGGAGAUCCGAAGCGAUUCGCCCACAACGCCUCGCAGAUUGACCGCAUCAACGAGUGGCGCUCCUUCAUCAAGAAGAACAUCAUCGAUAGCCCGCCUUACACCGACAAGUCGAAGAAGCUCGAUCUGUGUCCAAAUUAUGUCGGUUAUGGAAAGUGGGCCGGCCUUCGGGUUCUUGAGCACUUGGAAAACUUGAGUACUUCAGCACUCUGGGGUCUGAUGAACGGCUUGUUGCGAGACUACCACAAAGAGAAAUGGAAGGCGUACCAGAACUUCCUCCUUCCGAUCUGUGGGCGAGAGUAUGCAAACUUGGCGGAAGCGAGCUCUUCGAUAUUGGCCGGUAGCUAUCACGAUGAGGGAGGUCUCAAUCCAACUCGCGCAGGCGCUACUCCAAGUAUGACAAAACCGGCAGACAUUCAAGCCUACGAGGAGAGCUGUGGACGAAACAUCGAGCACCUUCUCAAGACCGGCGGCCGAAGCAGCAAUCCACCCGGUGGCAGCUUGCUAGUGCGAUCUGCGAAGCGAGAAGUGGAGAGAGUGACCAGAGUCCUCGAGGACUACGUUGACAACCUGCGAGAUCCGAUCAUGGACCUCAUGGAGCAAACGCAGCGGGAUGCGGAGGAUUUGGAAGAUCAGUGGGAAGACCUGCAGAUCAUCGAAGAGAAUCUCAGUACGCUGCUGAUGAAGGAUCGACUUAGCCAGCUAAUCGACGCGUUUGAGAACGGCACCGAAAUCGAAAGCAAUGAACCAGAAGAGAAGAAUGAUCUGCUGAAGAAAUACGUUGCCAACAAGCAGGAUCCGCAGAAGAAGGAAAGCUUGGAACUCAAGGCGGAGACGAAGAAGAACGCCGAUGCUUUGCUGGAGAAGUGGACGGAUCUGCAGAAGACUGAGGAAUAUCUCCGCAGGCUGUUGCUGAGGGAUCGACUUGCUGAGCUGAUGGGAAAAUUCAAAGCCGGCAAAGAUGGAGGCGAGAUCCAGGUUCCACGGACACCUUGA
Cyphellophora attinorum is the source of this 1617-nucleotide messenger RNA. RefSeq lists its product as uncharacterized. The coding region runs from base 1 to 1617 and encodes 538 amino acids. The record is from RefSeq and is a predicted model, not a curated record. NCBI's taxonomy places the organism in Eukaryota, Fungi, Ascomycota, Eurotiomycetes, Chaetothyriales, Cyphellophoraceae. The transcript has 2 exons.